AGCAGCAGCAGCAGCAGCAGCAGCAGCAGCAGCAGCAGCAGCAGCAGCAGCAGCAGCAGCAGCAGCAGCAGCAGCAGCAGCAGCAGGGACUGACUGCCGUCUGGACGGCCUGGAGAAAGGCCUGCAGCGUGACGUUGGCUCUGAUCAGCAGCAACUUUCGUCUCAGUGCGAAAUCGGAGUUGAAGGAGACACAAACUGCUGCUGCAGCUGCUGCUGCUGCUGCUGCUGCUGCGCAGACCGCGCCAGACACAAGAAGCAAGACAGCACCUGUCCCCUUUCUGCCCGAACAGCCAGCAGCUCCGUCAGCAGCUCCUCUGAAGGGCACAAAGCAGCAGCAGCAGCAGCAGCAGCAGCAGCAGCAGCAGCACCUAAGACUGCAGCAGCAGCGGCAGCUGCAGCAGCACAGACUGCAGCAGCAGCCGCAACAGCUGCAGCAGCUUCGCGCCACGCAAAAAAGGAAUCAGAAAAACCAGCAUCACUUCCAGUCCACAGUGAAGCAACAAGAGCAGCAGCAGCAACAGCAGCAGCAGCAGCAGCAGCAGCAGCAGCAGCAGCAGCGCUGCUUACCGAGAAUCUCGCGCCUCUCACUGAAAUUCGCCGCCUCAAUAUCUUCUGUGCAGCACAAAUCUGCAGCAGACCGCAGAAAACAGCAGCAGCAGCAGCUGCAAGACCAGCAGCAGCAGCUGCUGCUGCAAGUCCAGCAGCAGCAGCUGCUGGUGCAAGAUCAGCAGCAGCAGCUGCUGCAAGAUCAGCAGCAGCAGCUGCUGCAAGAACAACAGCAGCAGCUGCUGCAGGACCAGCAGCAGCAGCUGCUGCAAGACCAGCUGAGGCAGCAGAAUGUGCACCGCUCCAACACCCCCACCACAAACAGCAGCAGCAGCAGCAACAGCAGCAGCAGCAGCAGCAGCAGCAGCAGCAGCAGCAGCAGCGGCUCUUGCUGCUAA
Molecule: messenger RNA, 944 nt
Organism: Eimeria necatrix
Lineage: Eukaryota; Apicomplexa; Conoidasida; Eucoccidiorida; Eimeriidae
Exons: 3
Source: RefSeq, a predicted model, not a curated record